AUGCAGCGGCCCAUGUCGGAGGAGGACACCUUGGCGGAUGAUUUGCCUCCAAGCAUCGCUGUGCAGUACCGCAUUCUGCGGAAGUUGCUUCCAGGCCCCUCGGCGAAAUGCCAUCAGGCGGUGAGUGUGAUGGACCCAGCGGUGCGCCGCCGUGCGCCAGCACGGUCGACGCGACGCGAAAGCACUCGCCGGUGCUCUAGCACCGGCCCUGCGAAGUCUUCAACGGCGUCGGCGCUGUCGUCCUUGUGUUUAGGCAACGACCAUUGGAGUGAUGACGCAAAAGUGAAGACGCUGCGCGAGAUUGAGCUUGGGGGGCCGAUCUUUGACCAGCUGCUUGAAAUGCGCGCAACUCACGGCCGUAUUGAGGCGGCGUUUGGGGAUCGUUGGCGAGACACGUGGCGCACGUUUGCCGAGUUUGAAUCGAUGCACCGAUGCUUGAUAGAAACGAUGGCAGGGUGGUUUUUUGAGGCCUUUUCACUGUUGCUAUUUGAUGGUGUGUUCAGGCAACUUGGGGAGCAGACGCAGCGUGCGACAGUGGCGGAGAAGAGGGUAAAUGAGUUAGAGCGAAAUACCGAGGAGCUUUGGAAGUAUAACGGAAUGCUGGAGGAUCGUCACGGGCAGUCGCUUCGGAUGCGGCAGCUGGAGGAGGACGACAUGCGACGAGACAACGAAGAGGUACGCCGCACGCUGGAGGUUUGUCAGGAGGAACUCUGUGAGUCGCGGCAGGUCAUCGCGGCUCUUGGGAGGAAGCUGCGGGAGGCGGAGGCUGCCUCCAAGGCGCCGUUGCAUGCAUUGACGGAAGAGUUUGAAAAACUGAAGGCCCAGUAUCGUGACCUGGUGGAUGCCCAUGGGCACACGCCGCCAACCACAGGGGAGGAAGCGGAGGAGCGUGGAUUGGCGGACGUGGGUGAAGACAGGGCGUCUGUCGUGUUGUUGAGGAGGCAGGUAAAGGAACUGCAGCACCAGCUGUCACUGAGGGACACCGAUGUCGGGCUUCUUCAGCAGCAGCUUGGGGAGCUGCGCGAGUUGGUGCGGGAGUUUGGAGUCUCUCAGGCGAAGGUGCAUACGUUGGAGCAGCGGCUCAAGCUUGCCAUGGGGUCUCACCCACAGUAG
This is a messenger RNA of Trypanosoma rangeli, 1113 nucleotides long. RefSeq lists its product as uncharacterized. The record is from RefSeq and is a predicted model, not a curated record. The coding region runs from base 1 to 1113 and encodes 370 amino acids. The transcript has a single exon. NCBI's taxonomy places the organism in Eukaryota, Euglenozoa, Kinetoplastea, Trypanosomatida, Trypanosomatidae.